Molecule: messenger RNA, 3813 nt
Organism: Cladocopium goreaui
Lineage: Eukaryota; Dinophyceae; Suessiales; Symbiodiniaceae
Source: the annotation of a GenBank genome assembly
AUGAGCUGCCCAAGAUCUCUCUUCAAGCGGCUGGGAGACCCGGAACGUGCACUUGAAGCGGGCAGAGAGGCAUGGCACAGAUAUGAACCGAUGUCAUUGGCGAAUGUGGACAGUUCUUUGCUGCAAGGAUCCCAGAGGUAUGCCUGUGAGCGUGGCAGCUGCUGGCCUUUAGCAGUGCAUCUCCUGCGGGGGAUUUCGCAAGCAGGCAUCCAGCCGGAUGCCAUUUCGUUCAACACUGCUUUGGGCGCCCUCGAGGAAUCCGGCCAUUGGGAGCUAUCGCUUAGUUUGCUAGAGGAAAAAAACAAAGUUUGGCCUUCAGAUCCCAUUGCGGUUGGUGUUGUAGUCACCUGCUGCGAGGCCGCACGAGCGGUGUCAGCAGCUGUUCGGGUGGCAUCAGCACAUGCAACGCCGAUGGUUGCAGAGGCCACUUCGCCAUUUUCCAGUGGAAGGACAUUGCUGGCAGACAAGGGACAGGCAAUACCUGACUUCCAGCACACCUCGGUGCUCCUUGAAGAGGUCCGUGAGGCCUUCAAGGCUGCGCAGCUGCCACCUGGGGCAGUCAUUGUGGAUUGCUUCUUGGAAUUGAUCGAGAUGCAAUGGCACUUCAAGCUGCAAAGCAGCGGCUGGCGAUCUACCAAGAGCGUUCCCAAGGCUGCAGCUCCACCUGGCGGCCUUUUACUGCGUGUGAAGGCUUGUGGGGUUUGCCGCUCAGACUACCAUGGUUGGAAAGGCCUUGAUUCUGACAUUGUCACGCAUGGCUUGCCUUUCACCCCAGGUCAUGAGCUGAGUGGUGUUGUGACGAAGCUUGGUCAAGGAACAACCAAAUUUCAGGUGGGUGACCGUGUGGCGGUCCCCUUUAUUCUUAGCUGCGGCAAUUGCCGGCAAUGCGCUAGGAAUCGUCCGACCAUUUGUGAGGCCCAAGCGCAACCCGGAUUUACAAUGCCUGGCGGCUUUGCGGAGUUUGUUUCGAUCCCUCGUGCAGACCGAAAUGUCAGUUUGAUGCCCCCAAAGGUGUCCUUCCUUCAAGCUGCGGCUUUGGGUUGUCGUAUGACUACAGCCUACCGGGCAGUAAUACAGCAGGGUCGCCUUCAAGUUGGUGAGACGGUAGCGAUCUUCGGUUGUGGUGGCCUAGGGCUUGCUGCUGUUAUGAUUGCUGCAGCUGCUAGAGACAAUGUUCGGAUUCUUGCCGUAGACACCAGUGACGAGGCAUGUAAGAAGGCCAUUGAAUUGGGGGCUUGGCAUGCCUUCAAUGCUAAAGAAGGCAACGAGUAUGUGAGGUCCAAGAUUGCAGAGGUCACAGGUGGUGUGGGGGCUGAUUUGACUCUUGAUGCUGCUGGCUUCGCGGAAAGCUGCGAAAAUGCCGUUUGGUGCACUCGCCGGGGAGGGCGUAUGGUCCAAGUGGGGCUCCUGCUGCAUGGGAAGGAGCCGUCCAUUCCCAUGGCCAGGGUCGCAGGCCAAGAGAUUGAGAUCAUUGGUUCCCACGGCCUUGCCGCCAGCGACAUGCCGGUUCUGCUCUUGAUGGUCGCCUCAGGGAAGCUGCUGCCCGAGAAGCUCGUCACGCGUGAGGUCACCUUGGAAGAGGGUGCGAAGGCAAUUGAAGCUAUGGAGCAUGGCUCCCCGUUGGGCAUCACUAUGAUUACACACUUCAAGGCAAAAGAUCUCAAAGAGUCCAAAGGUGUGCGCUUAGUACAAGGAAAUUUUGCUGACUUUGCGAGCUUCCUCCAAAACUCUUUCACGGAGAGGCCCAUUUGUCACGGACUUCUUGCUGAUCUAGGUGUUUCAUCACCUCAGCUGGACUGCUUCGACCGCGGCUUCAGCUUCCGCGGCGAUGGGCCGCUGGAUAUGCGGAUGGACACGGACGAAAGGGUCCACACUGCCGCCUGGCACAUCUCGCAUUCGCAGCCAAAGCAGCUGGCGAAAUGCAUUUGUGACUUCGGCGAUGAGGAGCCUGCCUUCGCAAAGCUCGUGGCAGAAGCCCUUUGCAAUGCCAAACCGCAACGAACCAGAGAGGCUGUUGAAAUCAUAGAGGAGUGCGCCAGACAAGCUUCGAUGACACGAGGAAAGGUGCACGUUGCUACAAAGACUUUUCAAGCUCUCAGAAUUCUCGUCAAUGGUGAGUUGGGAGCAUUGGAGACUUUGCUGGCAAGCGCAGAGCAGUACUUGGCACCUGGAGGCCUCAUGGCCAUCAUCACAUUCCACUCGUUGGAGGAUGACUUGGUCCGGUGUAAGGUUCGCGGCGAAGCUUUGGCAAGAAGCUCCCGCGAAAUGAGCAGGAGCAGUGUUUGGAUCCCUGCUGGAUCGCGAGAGGGCUUGCGGCCCAGUGACACGGAAGUUGCCCGAAAUGCCAGGAGUCGUAGCGCGCGGCUGCGCCUCGCUGUAAGGGCCAGCAGGAGGGAGAGUGAACCGAGGUGCUUCAAGUACAGCUCCAAAUCGUACAAGAUCGUUGGGACAUGGGAUGACUUCAAGGGCAAUGAGAUGCAAUGGGAUGGAACGAAUUUCUUCUUCAUUGUGACCCUCAGCUCACAGGAGUGGGAUAGCUUUCAGAUUUUGGAAGAUGGCAGUUGGGAGCGCACUUUGUACCCCAGCUGCCGAGAUGGAAAUCCAUUUGUUCAGCACCAACUGAUGGGCCCCGAUGGCAAAGGCCAUGGACGCAACUGGACAAUUGGUCGACACGAGGAAGAUGCUGGAAAGGCACAGAGUCUUUACAAGGUGGAGCUCCGCCCAGACACGGUUGGCAGGCCCAGCUUGGUGACAUGGCGGAGGCUUCGCGAGGCAGAGGCAGAGAGCUUACGGCAGCAGGCGCAACGAGCCAAAGAUGAGCUUCGGGCCAAGGACCUGGAACUCCGCCGUUGCAAAGCGGACGAAAAUGUUCGCUUACGUAAAGAGUACGAAGAGCGGAAGGGGAAAUAUUCGAAGAAGCUGCUGAAAGAGCCACAGGUGCCUCAGUCUGGAGACGACCAGACUGCAGAGAGCUCUGCAGACUUUGCUCAUGGUUUCGAUUUUGCCGUGAUCACCGGUGCUGCCGGGAACUUUGGUGCUGUUUGUGCCAGGAUGAUGGCAGCAGAGGGGGCCAAGCUGGCUUUGGUUGACCUGGUAGAGGACAAGCUGCAAGCAGUCGCGUCAGAGAUCCAGGACCAAUACAAGGUGCCUGUCAAGGCCUUCGCGCUGGAUGUGACAAAAGAUACUGAUGUAGAGAAGACAGUGGCCAAGAUCAAGGCAGAGUUUGGUUGCAUCGACUGCCUCUUCAACAAUGCUGGAUAUCAAGGACUAUUCGCCCCCGUUGAUGACUAUAGCACAGAGGAUUUCGAGAAGGUCAUGAAGAUCAAUGUCACUGGAGUUUUCUCAAUGCUGAAGUAUGUGUCCAAGGUGAUGAUAGACCAGAAAGCAGGCUCCAUCGUGAACACUGCAUCCUGUGCGGGGCUGGGCUGUCCUACAUCGAUGCCAGCCUAUGGAACUAGCAAAGCUGCAGUGAUGCACCUUACGAAGAUCUCGGCAUUGGAUUUGGCACCAAGCAACGUGCGCGUGAAUUCCGUGAGCCCGGCGUUCAUCGGCCCUGAAGAUGGAUUCAUGUGGCGAAGGCAGGUGGAGCUUCAAGCCAAAGCCAAUCCGACCAAUGGCCCUGAGCGAUACUAUUCCAACGACCCUGAUACCGUUUCCAAGCAGAUGCUGGAGUCUGUGCCUUUGAGACGCUUGGGCACGCCUGAGGAGGUCAUCCAAACAGUGAUGUUCUUGCUGAGCGAGGAGUCCUCCUACAUCACAGGAACUGACAUCAACAUAUCUGGUGGAAACGUUCUGGGUGGAGCUCGGGGCUGA